This is a messenger RNA of Epithele typhae, 957 nucleotides long. Its product is annotated as sphingosine hydroxylase. Gene Ontology annotation, biological process: lipid biosynthetic process. Gene Ontology annotation, molecular function: oxidoreductase activity; iron ion binding. Lineage: Eukaryota; Fungi; Basidiomycota; Agaricomycetes; Polyporales; Epitheliaceae. The coding region runs from base 1 to 957 and encodes 318 amino acids. The record is from RefSeq and is a predicted model, not a curated record. The transcript is spliced from 3 exons.
AUGAACGCAACGACCAGCUUUUUCGACGCCAGCCAGCUCCAGUACCUCGCCAACCGCACUCCCUUCUACUACUCCCCAGCACCCGCGCUCUUGUCAUGGCUUCCUGACAAGCAUCUCACCCUCGCGCUCCCCAUCAUCGCCUACUGGGCCUUGAGUCUCGUCUUCCACAUCUUCGACGUGUCGGGAUGGGAGUGGCUUGACAAAUACCGCCUCCACGAGAGUGCGGAGGUCAAGUCCCGCAAUCUGGUUUCCAAAUCGCAGGUCGUGCAAGCAGUCAUCCUGCAACAACUGGUGCAGACCGCGCUUGGUCUCUGGUGGAUAGAGGAGACUGCGGCUGGGGAACAGGUGGACCAUGUGGCGGCCAUGCUCAAGCUCGUGCAGGUUGCAGCACUUUGGUUCGGCGAGGACACCGUAAGACAGUGGCUGACCAACAACGGUGUGGAUGGACUGUACACCCUGUAUUGGUGGGCGAUUCCUCUCGCCAAGUUCCUAUUCGGAAUGUUCAUCAUCGACACAUGGCAAUACUUCCUCCACCGCGCCAUGCACAUGAACACCUAUCUGUACAAGAAGUUUCACUCCUACCACCACCGUCUUUACGUCCCGUACGCGUACGGCGCGCUCUACAACCAUCCCCUUGAAGGCUUCCUACUGGACACAUGCGGUGCGAUGCUUGCUGAGACCAUCGCAGGGCUUUCCAUGCGGGAAGCCAUGCUGCUCUUUGGUGUAUCUACUCUCAAGACGGUAGAUGACCACUGUGGCUACAAGCUCCCGUGGGACCCUCUCCAGUUCGCCAGCCCCAAUAACGCCGACUAUCAUGACAUCCAUCAUCAGGUUAUUGGUAUCAAGAGCAACUUUUCGCAGCCGUUCUUCAUCCACUGGGAUGCUAUCCUGGGCACACGGAUGACCCGGAAAGAUAUCGAAGAGCGUCGCGCGAAGCAGAAGGCCAAGAUGCAGUAG